This is a messenger RNA of Mollisia scopiformis, 1629 nucleotides long. RefSeq lists its product as uncharacterized. Gene Ontology annotation, cellular component: nucleus. The record is from RefSeq and is a predicted model, not a curated record. The transcript has 5 exons. Lineage: Eukaryota; Fungi; Ascomycota; Leotiomycetes; Helotiales; Mollisiaceae. The coding region runs from base 174 to 1430 and encodes 418 amino acids.
CCCAAUGGACCCGCUGGUGACGCCUUCUAUAUCGGAUUCUGGGAUGAUGGAAAUCCGGUACCACGGUACCUCGGUCGCUCCGAUUCUAAAGAGAUCUUCGACACUUUGAAGUUAAUGGUGUCGGAAAGCCGGACGCGCGUUCUCUGGCUGAUUUCAGAGAGAAAGUCGCCUUGAUGACUGCUAGUGAAAAGAGCAAAAAGGGUGCAGCUAAGGCAAAGAAGACUCUUGACCAAGCUCAACGCUAUCAAGCAUCGCGCGAUAUUGUUAAGCGUGUGCAAACCUACAUCGGCAUCAGAAAGCCAGAUGAUGGCAUCGAGGCCGCUUUAUUCAAGGCCCACGAGUCUCGUGUGGAGUGGUAUGAUCCAAAGGCGAUCGCCGCUGCGGUCUCCAGAGAGGCCACCGCCAAGUUCGGACCAGCAACAUUCUUCGACGCAGGAAAGCCAAUGAAGUUCACCCCAGAAGACUCCGUUGUUUUUAUCUCCGUCGAUGUUGAGGCCAACGAAUUCAACCAUAGGGAGAUCACGGAGAUCGGAGUGGCCACAUUGGACACACUUGAUUUGGUCCAGUUGGUGCCAGGCAAGGGAGGCGAGAAUUGGAUGAAACAAAUUCGUGCCAGACACUUCCGUAUCAACGAAUAUCGACAUGUGAUCAACAGAGUUCAUGUUUCGGGAUGCCCAGGUAGCUUCGAGUUCGGUAAGAGCGAGUUUAUCAACCUUGCCAAUGCACCUGCUGCAAUUGCCUCUUGCUUCAAGGCUCCUUUCUCCGGAGCUGACACAACAUCGCUAGACCAGGACAUGCCGAAGAGAAACAUCGUUUUGGUCGGUCAUUCUAUCGGUGCUGAUAUUGCCUUCCUCAGGGACAUGGGAUAUGAUGUUACCAACUUGGCGAACUUGAUCAACACGGUAGAUACUGGAGAUAUGUGGAAGUAUGUGAAGAAGGUCAUGAUUGGACUUGCUAUUAAGCAUGUCCAGGAUAAGGGAAAGUCCAAGGUGGUAUUUCCUACCGAAAACAAAUUUGGCGAGGACAAUCUUGCUAUCACUCGUACUACCAAUGCUAGUGGAUGGGAGAUCGAUGAGGAGGAUGCCCAAGUUGCUGCUGCUCAUGAGGCUUUGAAGCAACUCCCGCUGCCAGAGGACGACGACGAUGACGAUGAGUGGGGCUUUCAGAAUCCGACAGGAGUUCCUUGGAGCACUGAAUAUAUCAGCUAUCUCGAUGAUGGUGCGCAACCGGGUGGUCUACAGGAGCCCCUUGUCCCAUCUUCGACGGUUGCAACUUUGCAACAAGAAGACUCUGACGAUGCUCCAUCUACGACUCCCGAUUUAGUGAUGACUGAACAAGAAGCUCUCGAUUUCGUUAUGAACGCUCCCUGGGGCGAUGAAGGGGCACUCAUGGAGCAGCUUGGAAAGAUCCGAUUGGCUCCUAGUCAAUGAGCGAGCUGCCCAAGUCUCUCUCGGUACUAAUGAUUUCAGAACGAAUUUCGCGAGCACUUGCAGGAGUCCAAAACCACGCACUGGCUGGUCAUGGGGAACUUCUGUUAUCAUCUCAAAGCAAUGAUUGACGUUGCAUAGUGAGUUUUCCGGUACAUAGAGGAUUUGCGCAAGCACUGUAUGGACUUCCGAAAGACUCGCA